Molecule: messenger RNA, 3819 nt
Organism: Anguilla anguilla (European eel)
Lineage: Eukaryota; Metazoa; Chordata; Actinopteri; Anguilliformes; Anguillidae
Product: desmocollin-1-like
Exons: 16
Coding region: 290-2971 (893 amino acids)
Biological process (GO): cell morphogenesis; calcium-dependent cell-cell adhesion; brain development
Cellular component (GO): presynaptic active zone membrane; adherens junction; postsynaptic density
Molecular function (GO): cadherin binding; calcium ion binding
Source: RefSeq, a predicted model, not a curated record
GCGAUAGGGGGGCGGAGUCGAAACAGGGUACAACUGAGAACAAAUUUGUUAUGUCCCAAUCCUCUCAGGUAGCCUGAACACACGGUGUCGCUUCGUGGAUUUUGUGCCUUAAACCUAAAACGAACAAUAUAACCGACACACCUUGGAACGGGACGCGCAUUUAAUACAGCCGCCUCCCUUCUACCGCGCCCAGUAUGGUCCUGUCAUCUAAUAUAGGUUAACGACCGCUGGUUCCGCCGGAUAGCCAAGGAUUAACUCGGUUCCCUAUUGUCGCCCCAAGCGCCGAAACAUGGCUCGAGGCUUAUUUUACUUCAGCUGUGUCCUUUGUAUGGUGGUCUGCGGAGCUGCAGGGUCUUGUAUCCAACAUUCCAUACAGGCUGAAACGGCCGAGCUGUCUGGGGCUGGGAAGGCCCUCUCAAAAGAUCCAGGCUUUGUGGCGGGGUUGGCCCUGACGGGAUCCUCGGCUUUGAGAAGGGACCGGAGCAAGAGAACGAAAGCGGAUGAAGUCCUUCCUCACGGAGGUGAAGAGCUCAAAGUCCUGAGGCGCACAAAGAGACGCUGGAGUCCCUUGCCCUUCAACAUAAAAGAAAACGACCCGCCUCCUUUUCCAAAGGAAGUCGAAAUUAUUGGGUCGGACAGCUCGGCGAACUACACGGUCUUCUACCGGAUCGAAGGCCCGGGAGCCACGGAGCCGCCCGUCGGCCUGUUCUCGGUCGACCCCAACACAGGAAUGCUGAAAGUGCACCAUUCCGUGAACCGGGAGGAUUACAAACAGUUCAUAUUUAUAGCGAGGGUGUUCGACAAAAGGACGCAGCUGGAGACCGACCUCCCGCUCCCGAUCACGGUCAACGUGAACGACGUGAACGACAACGCUCCGCAAUUCGUCGGCUCCCUCGUCGUGUCCGUGCUGGAGCAUUCCAGCGCAGGAACGGAAAUUGGGAAAAUAAAUGCUACUGAUACCGAUGAACCAGAGACACUCCACACAAAGAUCCGGUACUCACUCCUCAACGGGACGCAGCUGUUUCACAUCAACCCCGAAACUGGGGUAAUUUAUACAAAAACAGCUACUCUCGACAGGGAGGUGCAAGACAAGCAUUUCAUUAGUGUGAAAUUACAAGACAUGGACGGUGCACCCAAUGGACUUUCCACCAUAGGGACGGUCACCGUCAUGUUGAUUGACAUUAACGACAACCCGCCUACUUUCAGAGAGAAAAAGCACACUGGAAAGAUCGAAGAAAACAAAGCGGACGUCCUGCUCCUCAGGAUCCCGGUGGAUGAUAAGGACCUGGAGAAGACCCCAAACUGGAAGGCGGUGUACGUGAUCAAAAAGGGGAACGAGAACGGGAAUUUCAGGAUUGAAACAGACCCGAUAACCAACGAGGGACUUCUCUACGUUGUUAAGCCUUUGGAUUACGAGGCGACUCCGAACAUCAGGCUGGAGGUGGAGGCCGAGAACGAAGCCAAGCUCGUCGGCACCAAAUCCACGUGGGCUUCCAUCCCGGUGGACAUAGCGGUGAUAAACGUGGACGAAGGCCCGGAGUUCUCCGCCCCGAUCCUGUCCCUCCGGGUGAAGGAGGACGUGCCGAACGGAACGCUCAUCGGGACCUACAAGGCCACCGACCCGGAAACGAAAAGCAGCGACGGCAUUAAGUACUACAAGAUGUCGGACAUCGCCUCCUGGAUCGAUGUCGAUGAAGCUACAGGACGCCUCAACACCAGGAUGGCUUUGGACAGGGAGUCUCCGUUCGUUAUAAAGAAUCUGUACAACAUCACAGUGCACGCCGUCGACGCGAGCUCGAAGACAGGCACAGGGACCGUCCUGAUGCUAAUCGAAGACGUCAACGACAACACGCCGACCAUCCCGGCGAAGGAAAUGACCCUGUGCGAAAACGAAGGGGUGCGCUCGGUGCUGCUGGAGGCGGAGGACAAAGACGAUCACCCCUUCUCCGACCCCUUCACCUUUCAGCUCGGCGCAGGGCAUGAUGGGAAAUGGAAGCUCACAGAUGUGACAGCGACCUCGGCCAGGCUCCAGCCGGCCCAGGACCUCCCGACGGGGCUGUACCACGUCCCGGUGCUGGUGGAGGACCUGCAGAGUUUCGGGGUGGUGCAGACGGUGGCGGUGAGGAUCUGCGAGUGCCGCAGAGGGGAGUGCCCCGCCCAGAAGAGCUCUGUGGCCCUGGGCGUGUGGGCCGUCCUGGCCAUGCUGCUGGCGCUGGCCUUACUUCUGCUUCUCUGCAUCUGCUGCGUGUCCGUUUGCACGACGCAGAAGGAGAAAAUUUACAUCGACGACGUGAGCACGGGCAUGCUGCUGAAGUCCAACACCGAGGCGCCGGGAGAGGAGGUGAACUCGGGGAUCCUCAUCCUCCCAUCAUCGGCGUUGGACGGGUCGGUGAAGCUGGGCCACAUGGACCGGCUGGCCACCCUGAGCUCCAGCAGCAUGGGCGGCAAGCUGAACCAGAACCACGCGAACCACGUGUUCCAGGAGAGCGUGCAGGACGGCAUGUUCCAGGCCUCCGCCGCCGCCGCCGCCGGCAACGAGGUGUCCGCGGCGGACGCCCGCAACCUUUUCGGCUCGGGGCGGCGCGGCUCAGGACACUACGGGUUGGGGCACUACGGGUCGGGGCACUACGGCUCGGCCCACUACAGUUUGGGGAGGUUCAACUCGGGACACUUCAGCGGGACGAUGCGGUCGAAUUACGGCGAGGGGACCCUUCAAAAAUACGCGGAGUUUUCCUCUUUGGACACGUGGAGGACAAAUGAGGCGUAUCUAGAAAAGCUGGUGUUCUUUGCCACGGAGGACGAGGGCCGGUACGCGGACGACCAGCCGCGGGAGUACGAGUACGAGGGUCAGGGUUCCCCCGCCGGGUCGGUGGGGUGCUGCAGCGACCAGGCGGACGAGGACGGCCUGGAGUUCUUGGACGCGCUCGAACCCAAGUUCAAAACGCUGGCGGAGCUCUGCGCUCCGAAGUGAGGCCGUUCACUGACUGUGGCUGCUAAUAGUGCUGAAUGGGCAAAAAACCCGCCUACUCAGAGUCAACCGCUACACUGUUUUAACACUGUACUCUGGGUAAAAACACUACUCAGAGUCAACACUGUAUUAACACUGUACUAUGAGUAAAAACACUACUCAAAGUCAGCCGCUACACUGUUUUAACACUGUACUCUGGGUAAAAACACUACUCAGAGUCAACACUGUAUUAACACUGUACUAUGAGUAAAAACACUACUCAGAGUCAGCCGCUACACUGUUUUAACACUGUACUCUGGGUAAAAACACUACUCAGAGUCAACACUGUAUUAACACUGUACUAUGAGUAAAAACACUACUCAAAGUCAGCCGCUACACUGUUUUAACACUGUACUCUGGGUAAAAACACUACUCAGAGUCAACACUGUAUUAACACUGUACUAUGAGUAAAAACACUACUCAAAGUCAGCCGCUACACUGUUUUAACACUGUACUCUGGGUAAAAACACUACUCAGAGUCAACACUGUAUUAACACUGUACUAUGAGUAAAAACACUACUCAGAGUCAGCCGCUACACUGUUUUAACACUGUACUCUGGGUAAAAACACUACUCAGAGUCAACACUGUAUUAACACUGUACUAUGAGUAAAAACACUACUCAAAGUCAGCCGCUACACUGUUUUAACACUGUACUCUGGGUAAAAACACUACUCAGAGUCAACACUGUAUUAACACUGUACUAUGAGUAAAAACACUACUCAGAGUCAACCGUUACACUGUACUCUGGGUAAAAACACUACUCAGAGUCAGCCGCUACACUGUUUUAACACUGUACUCUGAGUAAAAACAC